UGCUCCUUCCUGUCCACCAACAAGAUGGGGAACAGCCUCCAGACCCAGACCUUCUCAGGCCCAAGGCCCGCCUGGCCAGAGGGCUGCCUGCGCAAACGUCUGCUUUCCAUGUCAAGGGUCCAUCAGAGGCCGGACUCUCUCUGGACACCCAAACCGCUGCUUGGACCAAUCAUCAAAGGCACACCGGGGAAAACACGAACCUCCCAGGAUAGCAAAGCGGUGUCCAACCUGGAUGAGGAGAGCAAGUGGACGGUUCAUUACACAGCUCCAUGGCACCAGCAGGAGAACGUCUUCCUUCCAGGCAGCAGGCCGCCCUGCGUAGAAGACCUUCACCGCCAAGCCAAAGUCAACCUUAAGACCGCCCUGCGAGAAUGCGACAAGUUGAGGAAAGAUGGUUUCCGGAGCUCUCAGUACUACUCUCAGGGUCCCACCUUCUGUGACCCCUUACAGUCCAUCAGCAGCCUGCAGGCUGAGGAGGAGGAUGACAAUGAUAAGAAGUCCACGGCUUCAUCAGCGGAGGACAACAAAUCGCAGCUCUCCAUGAGGCCCCAGACCCCGCAGGGAGGGGGCGAAGGAGGGGAGUUGUAUAAGGGUGACGGACGGAUCCAAUGGAACAAGGGCGCACCCCUCCCCACCCCAGAGGAGAAGAUGAGGCUGGCGGCCCGGGCCGUGCCCACUGACAUAGUUCCCAUCAACGUCACAGGGGCAGUGUUUGACCGACAGGCGGGCAUCCGGCGCUCCCUCAUUAAUACUGACACCGUGUCCCGCCGGCCCAAGAAGGUCAAACGCAGAAAGACUAUAUCAGGGCUGCCUGACAACUUCAACCAUGAGCUAGCAAAAGGACACGGCGGAGAGCUCCGGCCGCAUUCCAUGUUCAUCCCGGGACAGUACUCCACCUUGGGUCGAGUUGGGAGCGUCAACUCAAUGCUCCGACGUUCAGACACCAGAGACUCCGGCUGCCAGACAGAAGAAACCAAGGUUGUACCACCAUCCAUGAGACGAAUCCGGGCUCAAAGAGGACAGGGAAUCGCUGCUCAAAUGGCCGGCAUUUCUGCUUCCUCCUCAACGGGAAGUAUAUCCAUCUCGAGUAGUGACAGCUCUGGGAUCUUGAGGCUGCCUCAGUUUAAUAGAAAUCCCUCCCGUUUUCACAGUCUGCCCCGACAGGGAGCCAGGGUGUCCCUCAGUGCUGACCCCAUCUAUAGCAGCACCCCCAUCAAGUCAGAGGAGCAAACCUCAACACCUCAGAGGCAGAUUGGCAAGCUUCAAGUUGAUGAUACAGUGGUGCACAUGAGAAAUGCUCCAAGGUCAGGCACCCUGCCCCGGCCCAAGUCUCAGGAGUUCAGGGGGACACUGGCCAGUGAUUGGGGUGGUGGUCCAGCAUGUGUAGUCUCCCCGCAUGCUGCCUAUUCUACCUCACUCAUCCCCAAUGCCACCCUGUCUAGCUCCUCUGAGGUCAUUACCCUCAACACCUAUGGUCAGCUCCCCUACUCUCAAGCCUCAGCUUACCCCACAGCUCGACUGCCCAGUCUCGCCUCCUCCACCAACACUGACCCCAGGUUCUCCCGUCCAACAGCCAUCACCCACAGCUUCACAUGCCCAUCUCUGGCCACUUCUACCCCCACUCAUACACCAAAGGAUGGCGGUCUGGAGGUUGCAAAACCUGCUAGCGAGUCAGGGCACUCGGACAGCAGUAUACACAGCCUCAGCACCUUGGCUCCCACACCUCCAUCCUGUCUACCCGAGGAGCAGUGGAUCUACGACACACCAGAAAACGUGGUGGUUCCCCACCGUACUCUGACCUCCAGCUGCUCCAUUCCUAUAAACCAGUUGUAUAGCAGCCUGGACCACUCCUCCAGGACCACUACUGACUCCAGCUCCCUCUAUUCCCAAGACAAUGAUGGAUACUACACUUCCAUGCACAUGGACUCAGGCCUGCGUUCUCGGAGCCAUGGCAGUGGGCAAAGUGCAGCACCUGGACGGGCCACCAGACACAGCAUGUACGAGUGCCGCGAGAUGGCCAAUCAGGAAGACUCUGGGAGCUUGUACAGUGAUCGCUCGCUGUCCCGCAGCAUCUCCCUCCGCAAGUCCAAGAAGCCUCCUCUGCCACCAGCUCGUACAGACUCUCUUAGACGCAAGCCUUCAGUGAAAAAGCCUCUUGGAGGCGUUAGCGCCAUCAGCGGGGCUAAGGAGCCAAACGGAGCCAUGCUCAAUGAGACUCUUAUUGCCAGCUUGCAGCAGAGCCUACAGAUGGGACUGAAAGGAGGGAAAGGAAAAGGGGCUUCACCAUCUUCGCCCUCUCAAAGCCCGAGUAGUGACUAUGAUGACCCUUGGGUUCUACGGGCCCGCAGUCAGAGUAGCAUUAGUGCAGGCAGCUCUGCUGCAUCACUAGGAGCUAACGCCAACUGUGGCGGUGUGUCGAACGUAUACUCGUUAUGCCAUGUGACGCCGGCUCACAGUGACACAAGCAGCUUGCGUUCAGAAUACGCUGAUUCCUGGGGUUACUACAUGGACUACCCUCGUAACCAUGGCGAUCAGAGGGUGCAGACCCCUCCGGCCCAUGCCACAGAGAACAUGUCGGCCGAGGUUCACCCAGGAGAAUUACAGAAUGGAGGUGAGAUUCUCAACAACAGCCGGGCCCCUGGUGCUCCAGGCCAGGAGGGAGGUGUGGCAGUGAAGCCCAAAAUGGCCACCUCCUCACCGGACAGGGUGCACCGGCUGACCUCCCCAUCUAUCGGCUACUCCAGCCAGUCCAACACCCCCACAGCUGGAACCCCAGUGCCCUCGUUUGUAAGGUCCAUGUCUCCCUCAGGCAGCCGGCCAAAGCCCAGAGUGCCCGAGAGAAAGUCAUCUCUCCUCUCCUCUGUAUCCAUGUCCUCCUCCUCCACCUCCCUUUCCUCCAACACCUCGGACUCACUUAAAAGCUCCGGAACCUCCUCUUCCACCACCUCUACCUUGUCCCUCUCCUCCUCCUCAGCUCCCAACACCCCUCUCAGCCCACCUCCACCCUCCCCACCCCCUCUACCGCCAUGUUCCAGUGCCGGCACUCAACCGCCAGCUCCCCCGUCACCAACCACCCCUCAGAGUCAAACUCUGAGCCCUCCCCUUGCUUGCUCCACCUCCCCCGAAUUCCCUCCUCCUCCAUCCCCUGAAAUGCUAAUCCAUCCCAGUUCAUCUUUCAAUGGGAGCUUCAGCCCUCCCCAUCCCCCUCCACCACCUGUCCCCUCAAUGGGUCCCCCUCCACCUCCUCCACUGCCUGCUUUUGUCCCACCUUCCUCCUCCCCAUCUUUUGUGAAGGCAAUGAAAGAUGCUCCAAAAGCAGCUCUUUCCAACAGCCCUACAAAGUCACCUAAGCCCCUGAUCACCCCGUUUGCGCUGCAGAGUGUGCAGCUCCGUGCUAUUAAACGGUCAGAGAAGGAGAUUAACGGCAAAUCAGACCACACCAAAGCUCAGCUUUUUAAGCCCCAGACCCUGGAGAAGUCUUACUCCCUGGAGCAACCUGCUGUGAUACAUCUGUCAAACUGCUCCCCAGAAGAAGAUUCACGCAGCUCCUCUCCAUCACCGGUGUCAAAGCUCUUAGAAGAGUUGUUUUUAGAUUGCAAUAUCACAGAUGACGCACCAGAUAGUGCUGUCGUAAAUGGAAAAGCGGAGGAUCAGAGUUACUUUAUCUUAAACAGAAAGCAACAAGUUGAAGGACGGGAAUCAUUGCCCAGUCUGUCACAGAGCCCUCAAAGCUCUCCUGUCAAACAGAAGCCCCCAGUGGUCUCCAAGAAACCCCACAUCUCUUUCCUCCUACCAUUUAGCCCCCAACCAAUCAAUGAACAGGUUCCAUCUCAGCAUGAGGAUACAACUAACCUGUCACAAAUAGAAGACCAAGUAGAUGCACCGCAAAGACAAAUACAGAAAGAAAAGAAAGACGGUCAAAGUGAGCAACAGGAGGAAGAGGAAACGUCAGAGAGCUCUGAGCUUCUAUCAGAAAGAAGUGAAACAUCAACGGUAACCCCGAACGAGUCCUACAGUUCUGCUUCUGACAGCCAGUCAUGUCUUGACCAUGGACUCUAUACCAAUGGAGAGGCUCAAGAAGAGGAAGAGGAUGAGGGAGAUGGAACGAGUAGCACGACCGGAUCCAUCAGCUCCAAGGAGGACGACACUGCUCGCUGUGCGGCCAGCUCCUUGGGCAGCUGUGAAAUUAAUGUUGCCUUCCAAAGCAACCAAUCCAAACUUUAA
Messenger RNA from Cyclopterus lumpus (lumpfish), 4224 nucleotides. Its product is annotated as NHS-like protein 1. Lineage: Eukaryota; Metazoa; Chordata; Actinopteri; Perciformes; Cyclopteridae. The record is from RefSeq and is a predicted model, not a curated record. Gene Ontology annotation, biological process: cell differentiation.